UCACGUGACUGACAUUUAACUGGCCAACCGACAGCCAGUACCUGCCUAACCAAACUACAGUUUUGAGAAAUGGCUGACGAUAAAGAAGUGGAAAAAACUAUUGCAGAAGACUUGGUUGUAACCAAGUAUAAGUUAGCGGGACAAAUUGUCAAUCGUGUUUUGGAGCAAGUUAUUGCGAAAUGCUUACCAGACGCGUCUGCGCGUGAAAUAUGUGAAUUUGGAGACAAGUUGCUACUUGAAGAAACUUCCAAAGUCUUUAAAAAGGAAAAGGACUCAAAGAAAGGCAUAGCAUUUUCAACAUGUGUGUCCGUAAAUAAUUGUAUAUGCCAUUUUUCACCUAUACCCAGUGAAAAUGACUAUAUUCUGAAACAGGGAGACCUUGCUAAAAUUGACUUGGGUGCCCAUAUAGAUGGUUUCAUUGCUGUCGUAGCACACACAGUUGCAGUGGGUGGUGGUGAGGUCACUGGCCGCGCAGCAGAUGUUCUCCUUGCUGCCCAUUUGGCUAGUGAAGCCGCCUUGAGGCUGCUUAGACCUGGUAAUGAGAACUAUGCAGUAACAGAUGCUGUCCAAAAGAUAAGUGCUGAAUAUGCAUGUAAGCCAAUAGAAGGUAUGUUAUCACACCAACUAAAGCAGUUUCGUAUUGAUGGAGAAAAGAGCAUCAUUCAGAACCCAUCUGAGGCCCAACGAAAGGAACAUGAGAAGGCAACCUUUGAAACCUAUGAAGUUUAUGCCAUGGAUGUGCUUAUUUCAACUGGAGAAGGUGUUGGACGUGAAAUGGACACAAGAUGUACAAUAUACAAGAAAACUGAUGAAGUAUAUCAACUCAAAUUGAAAGCCUCAAGGAUGUUUUAUAGUGAGGUUAGAAAUAAACAUGGAUCAAUGCCUUUCAACCUACGUAGCUUCGAUAAAGAGACAAGUGCAAGACUUGGUGUCGUUGAGUGUGUUAACCAUAAACUCAUCGAGCCUUUCCAGGUGCUCUAUGAACGACCAGGUGAAAUUGUAGCACAGUUUAAAUUCACUGCUUUAUUGCUUCCGAGUGGAACACACCGCAUCACAGGACUCCCCUUCGACAAGAGUCAGUGUAAAACUGAACGCACCAUCAAGGACCCUGAGCUAAAUACUCUUCUGAACUCUUCUGCAAAAUCAAAUAAAAAGAAGAAAAAGAAAACUGGUGCUGAGGAACCAAUGGAAGUUGAAACAGCUGCCUAGCAACUGAAAUGACUAUUGCCUGAGGAAUCUUAAUAUAAUUCAGCAGCUUUCUAAAACCUCUCACAUGGACAAUAUUAUCUGACCACCCCAAACAGUGAUAAAAUUUAGCAAUAAAAGCUUACCCUUUUAAUAUAGCUUUCAAUGAGUGUUGUUACACUCAAGUGUUCAUUUGAGCUGUUAACAAAUUCAACAAGAGAUUGACAAUUAGCUACAAAAUUAUUGUUAAUGUUUAGAUGUUUAUGUACAAAACAACUUCAUUUUAAGUGUAAUUAUAUUGAAAACAAUAAACCAAUUUACAUAUUAUGUAGUAAAAUUUACAACCCAUCAUUAAAGGAACAUGUUACUUCCCAGCAGAAUUUAUGAUUAAGAAAUUAUCUGUAAAUACCAUCCAGGUUAAUUUCUUCUUAGUAUCACUUGACUCACAAAUUCAUGAAAGCAUAUUAUUGUAAAAUCUAGAAAGUUCCCCGUUGGUUUGAUUUGUAAAAAAAUGUGCACAAAUUAUUCCAAAUGCAUCAUUCAUCAGUACAAUUAGGUGCAAUUACUUUAGUAUUUACUGUUAUUUUGAUGUUUUCACUAUCUAUCAUUUCAUAAUCUAAUUAUAAAAUUAGGAUAAAUAAAUUUUUAAAUAAAUAUUUCAUUUCACAAAUAAACUAUGAGAACAUUUCAAAAUGACAGUGUGUCUGUAUGUUAUUAGCUCCAUAAAUUUUUUAGCAAUAUAUAUUCUAUAUAUCAGGAUAUCUGUACAUUUGAUGAAUAAUUGGAUAUUUAAAUACUUUGUUGCAAUAGAAAUAUUUAUGGAACUAAUAAUAGUCUAGUGAAGAUAUUGAAUGAGUGACAUUAAGAAAGGAAUAAAUUGAACUGCCUCAGAUUACUGUGGUCUGUUUUUGUAA
Molecule: messenger RNA, 2099 nt
Organism: Vanessa atalanta (red admiral)
Lineage: Eukaryota; Metazoa; Arthropoda; Insecta; Lepidoptera; Nymphalidae
Product: proliferation-associated protein 2G4
Exons: 8
Coding region: 70-1209 (379 amino acids)
Source: RefSeq, a predicted model, not a curated record